GAGGUGCACACGCGAAAAUGAGGGUGGCAAUCGUGGCGUUGUUUCUGUGCGCGGUCUGGCCGGAGGGCCUGGACGCCCAGUGCCCUGACCCGGCACUGCUGAAGGACUCCAGCAACGUGAAGCUGUGCGCCCGCCUGUUCGAGAACAGCCACUAUUACAACGAGCAGAGCUGCGGCGGCCGCUACCUGGACGUCUACCCCGGCGACGACCAGCCCAUCCUCCCGUACGUCUGGAACAACCGCGUCUCCUCGCUGGUGGUGUCGCGGCAGUGCAGCCUCACCGUGUGGUCGAAAACCAAGAAGGAGGGGAAGAAGAAGAAGUUCGGCGCGGGUAUCCAGUACCGCCUGAAGGACGUCGGCCAGGGCCUGUUCGGAAACUGGAACGACGACAUCUCCGGCUACUACUGCGCGUGCUAGCCGGCGAAUUAAAAAAAAAAAAAAAAAACGAAGAAAGAGCGGGAGGAGAAAAGAGGGCCGUGGAAAGACGGGAUGGGGAGGAAGAAGAGAAGAGUCACGCCUCACAGAGCAAAGGAAGCCACGCUGUCCUAGCAGGUGUGGACAGGAACGCGCAAUGAAAUGUAAAUCACAUUAAACGUCUGCAACUAAGAAAAA
Molecule: messenger RNA, 611 nt
Organism: Anguilla rostrata (American eel)
Lineage: Eukaryota; Metazoa; Chordata; Actinopteri; Anguilliformes; Anguillidae
Product: syncollin-like
Exons: 1
Coding region: 18-416 (132 amino acids)
Biological process (GO): exocytosis
Cellular component (GO): secretory granule membrane
Source: RefSeq, a predicted model, not a curated record